UCCCGCGCAUCGUCCCUUGGUGGUGGCUUGCGGCACAUUCCCUCCGAAUUUACAAUUAUCUAUCCGUGCUGCGGUGCUUGAUGUGCGUUAAGCAGGCCCUCUGGCGUCGAUAAGAAUGCAGUUAAGCCUUCCCUGUGCUGCAGUGUCGUGCCGUUUUUAGCUUGAUGCUUUACAUGCAUAUGCAACAACACAUACGCAGCCCUGUGAACUAGUCUGUGCAGUUUAAUUUUUAAAAUCCGUGUUUUACAAAGGCGACCGAGAUUGAGAUAAUUUGUGUGUGUUUUGUUAUAAAUUAAAUACUUAAUUCCUAAAACGAAUCAGUUUCACUGAGGAUACAUUGACUCGCCUGACCCCACCGCACACAAUGUCGAGCACAAGCGUGGAUUUUAGUAGUAAAAUAGAUUUCCCUACCAGUUGGUACGAACCAACGCCGGAGGAGCUGGAGGAGGAGGCAAGAAUGCUGCGAUCAGCGCGCCAACUCCCGGAGCCGAACGAAGCUGCAUCGAGCGCGGCCGGCACGGAAAGCCAAAGUUUAGCCGGGGAAGCGGAUGAAAUGUCCAUCCUGUACAAAGCAGCCAGCGGAGGACGACAAAUCGAGAUUGAUAUUCUAGAUUCCGCCAAUGUGACCAAGUUCGAAAAAUUGGUCCAAAAUGAUCUCAUAAAGUCACCGUUCAAGCGACGCCUGUCCGGUGGGUCGAGCAGCGAAGAAACGGACGACAGACGAGCCGUCUCGGUGAUGGACCGCGACGUGGACGGGGAUGGUGAGGCGGCCGGUGGUUCGCCGAGCAGCGGGACCAGAGCCGGGGGCGGUACCGGUGGCCAGUGGAAAAAGAGCAAGAAGCAUGAAAACGAUCACGGCAGCAGCUUGCGGUCGCGGCGCGAAAGUUCCAGCUCCGGUGCGUCUAGUCAAAACAGCCGCCGACAGAUAGAGUACGAAACGGAUGAGGCUGUACUGGCGCGUCGUCAAAAGCAGAUCGAUUACGGCAAAAACACCCUUGGCUACGAGACUUACAUACAGCAAGUGCCGAGACAUGCACGCACCAAAGAACAUCCCGCGACGCCGCAAAAGCACCUGAAAUACAGCCGCCGUGCGUGGGACGGUCUUAUAAAGGUUUGGCGUAAGAAGUUGCACUGCUUCGAUCCCAACGGCGACAGCAGCACGUUCGAUGAAAACGCCUGAAACACUUGUGGCAGCGCACAGACCGACUGGGGGCGCGAUAUCUUGUAGUAGAGGGAAAUGGUUAUGGAAAGGAGAGCAUUGAUUGUUCUGAUGGAAAACAACGAUGCCACCGGGGGUGUUUGUUACGGUUCCAUAUUUAUUACAAUCCGCCCAACUCCACCGAGCGUGAGCGACCACCAAGGUAGGGAUGACGUGUGAAGCCGAGAGUGCAUGUACAAAAUCGCUAUUGGUUCUUUUUGUUUGUUUUCGUGCGCGUCUCCUCAAACCCCAUUACACGUAGUUUUUUUUGUACACAUUGAAGUGAAUAUUAUUUACAACUAAUUAUGCAAAAUACUUGCAAUAAAUAUAGUCGUUUGUGCUAUACCACUCGUCCCACACUGGGACACUGGGAAGAAUGCAA
Anopheles arabiensis is the source of this 1580-nucleotide messenger RNA. RefSeq names its product histone RNA hairpin-binding protein (gene Slbp). NCBI's taxonomy places the organism in Eukaryota, Metazoa, Arthropoda, Insecta, Diptera, Culicidae. Bases 365 to 1180 code for a protein of 271 amino acids. Gene Ontology annotation, biological process: mRNA transport; mRNA 3'-end processing by stem-loop binding and cleavage. The transcript has 5 exons. The record is from RefSeq and is a predicted model, not a curated record. Gene Ontology annotation, molecular function: mRNA binding; histone pre-mRNA stem-loop binding. Gene Ontology annotation, cellular component: histone pre-mRNA 3'end processing complex; cytoplasm.